This is a messenger RNA of Quercus robur (English oak), 2199 nucleotides long. Its product is annotated as cysteine-rich receptor-like protein kinase 44. The transcript has 7 exons. Gene Ontology annotation, biological process: protein phosphorylation. Gene Ontology annotation, molecular function: protein kinase activity; ATP binding. Bases 20 to 2014 code for a protein of 664 amino acids. The record is from RefSeq and is a predicted model, not a curated record. NCBI's taxonomy places the organism in Eukaryota, Viridiplantae, Streptophyta, Magnoliopsida, Fagales, Fagaceae.
CUUCAACUGCAAAGGAACAAUGAAAAUCGGCUGUUCAAAACUAGUGUUAUUCUUCUGUUUUGCUCUCAUUCAUCUUCUUAUUCCCACAGCUGCCCAGAGACCCCUAAUCAGGUGUUAUAACACUGGUAACUACACUAGUAACAGUACUUACAGAGAAAACCUCGAUAGCCUCCUGACCACCAUGUUUAACAACUCCAAAAUCGAUUAUGGGUUUUACAAUUUAUCUGCUGGUGAAUCUCCUGACAAGGUAUACUUGAUUGCACUUUGUAGAGGAGACAAUUCACCCAGCGAAUGUCGAAGUUGUAUCAAUGGGUCAAGAUAUGAACUAUUAAAGGCUUGUCCAUACCAGAAGGAGGCUAUCGUUUGGGGUGAAACAUGUUCACUUCGAUACUCAUACAGAUCCAUAUUUAAUAUUAUGGAAGCUAGCACUGUAACAUACCGUAUCAACGGAGCAAACUUCUCAGACGUAGAAGCUUUCAAUAGCGUGCUAAGACCCUUGUUAGAUAGCCUAAGAAACCGUGCUGCAUCAGGGAAUUCUACUCACAAGUUUGCUCUGCAGAGUACGCCUGCCCCAAAGUUCAAAACCGUAUAUUCACUUGCGGAGUGCACCCCUGAUUUGAGCGAGCUGGAUUGCAACAGAUGCCUGCAGCGGGUGCAGAAUAUUAUACCACAAUGUUGUGAUGGUAGGCAAGGAGCGAAAUUUGUAACACCCAGCUGCGAUUUAAGGUAUGAGCUAUACCCAUUUUAUGAUUCUUCAGCUGAGCCACCACCAUUAUCGCCUCCACCACCGCCACUAGUCCCAUCAGAAUCCCCACCACCAGAUUUGCCUACAACUACACCAGGAAAGGAAAGUAACUCAUCUCGAACUGUAAUCAUUGUAGUAGUGAUUACUAUUUCUUCUGCUGUACUAAUCAUCUCUAUCAGCAUCUGCAUCUAUUUAAGAGCGAGGAACAAAGAAAACAAAGCUGAAAUUGAUACUGAUGAUCAAAUUAGUGUUGUUGAAUGCUUGCAAUUUGACUUUGGCAAAAUCAGAGUUGCUACACAGAACUUCUCUAAUGCUAAUAAGCUUGGAGAGGGUGGAUUUGGUCCUGUUUACAAGGGUAGGUUUCCAAACGGACAAGAAAUAGCUGUGAAAAGGUUAUCCAAAAAUUCAUCACAAGGAGAAAUAGAGUUUAAGAAUGAGGUCAUGUUAGUUGCUAGGUUACAACACCGUCAUCUUGUAAGACUUCUAGGAUUUUGCUUGGAAGGAGAUGAGAGGCUUUUAGUCUAUGAGUUUUUGCCAAAUGCAAGCCUCGACUGCUUCAUAUUUGAUCCCAUCAAGCGUGCACAAUUGAAUUGGGAAAAGCGAUACAAAAUUAUAGGGGGUAUUGCUCGAGGACUUCUUUACCUUCAUGAAGAUUCACAACUUCGUAUUAUUCAUCGAGAUCUCAAAGCUAGUAACAUUCUACUAGAUGCCUAUAUGAACCCCAAGAUAUCUGAUUUUGGUAUGGCGAGAUUAUUUCAAAUAGAUCAAACUCAAGGCAACACAAAUAGAAUUGUGGGGACCUAUGGAUACAUGCCUCCAGAAUAUGUGUUACAUGGCCAGUUUUCAGUGAAGACCGAUGUCUUUAGUUUUGGUAUACUAGUUUUGGAGAUGGUGACUGGACAGAAAAAUCAUACUUUUUGUGGUGAAAACAAUGGAGAAGGCCUUCUAAAUUAUGCCUGGAAAAAAUGGAAGGAUGGGACAACUUCUAAUCUUGUAGAUCCUACAUUACGCACCGAUUCAACAAUUGAAAUGAUGAAAUGCAUCCAUAUUGGGUUACUUUGCGUUCAAGAAAAUGCGGUUAAUAGACCAACCAUGGCUUCAGUUGUUCUCAUGCUUAAUAGUGAAUCUAUGACUCUAUCAAUACCCUCAAGACCUGCGUUUGUGAUGGACAGCCACACUAGAUCAAGCAUGGGGACAACACCAUCCAGAAGUAGCCCUGUCCAAGCCUCAGUAAAUAAUGUUUCAAUUACUGAAUUAGACCCUAGGUAGCGUUAGAUGGAAGUUGCAUGGGUUCAUGAUUCCUUCUUACAUUUUAAGAUUUCCAUGUUUGGGUAGAUAGAUUUAUUUUUUUGGGUUCAUUCUCACAUAUCCAUUUCCGUUUACGUUUUAUGAAAUCAAUUCGCCGCAUGUAUCCUUACACAAGUCAUGUGCGGUAUAUAAAAGCAAUUUUGGUC